CCACGACAAGCACAAGCCUAGCGAAACGGGUGGAAGCCAACAAAGUGGGGUUGGUGGAGAUGGCACUGGACAUGGACAAGACACCAUGGACCACGAGAAGGGACGGUGGAACAUGCGGCACAGAGGAGCCGCGUGGAGGAACCGGUAAGGGUGGCGACGACGUGUCCGAGGGGGGCAAACGGCAGGCGACCAAGGACGGGCUUUCAACGGGUGCGCCGGCAGGGGACUGCGGCGGGGCAACGGAUAUGGAGAUCCGUCAACUACGAAGGAAAUCUCAUGGGUUUCAGCGGCUCGCACUCGCUCGAGAGGGGAGGGGAUUCUUCGAGAUUGGCGUGGGUACUCGCCUUCACACAGGAGCAUGGGCACCUAGCCCGGCAUGGGGGACAGUCAUGAGGGUCAAUGCAGACGAAGAAGACAGGAUCGUAUCGUAUGGCGUCCUCAUGGACACGGAGUGUAGGGUGUCAACAGUGUCCGCUCGCAAUGUGGAGAUUGACGUGAAGCAUGCGAGGGAGGUAGACAAGAGCAGUGCGGGUGCUCCCAGGAAGUCGGGAGGGCGGGGCGGGGCCGACAAGGAGGGCAGGAAGUCAGAUGGGCAGAAAAGGUCGGGGCGUGAAAAGGAAACAGCGAAGGGGAGCAGCAGGAAGGGCAGGCGCUUUACCGACGAUGAGGAUCCGGACGGGAAAUCGAGCGGAGGUCAACGAGGCAACGACAAAAAGAGGAAGAAGGUGGGCGAGGAUUCCGACGAUCGUGCCUCCGAUUAUAAAGACCUUGCCUCCGACUAUGAAGACGACCGCGAUGACGAAGCCGACAGCAAUGAUGAAGACGACCAACAAGGCGGGAUCAAGAAGGUGAUCAAAAAGAGCAAGGGCAAAGGGGCGGAUAGUGAAAUGGACGAAGACCCGGACGAGGAAACUGGGCUGUGGGGGGACGUAGAUGGCGGAGGAAUUGCGCACCUUGGCCGCGCAUUCGACGUGAAGGAGUCAGCCUACGACACUUGGUAG
Messenger RNA from Ectocarpus sp. CCAP 1310/34, 1001 nucleotides. The record is from the annotation of a GenBank genome assembly. Lineage: Eukaryota; Phaeophyceae; Ectocarpales; Ectocarpaceae.